Molecule: messenger RNA, 385 nt
Organism: Camellia sinensis
Lineage: Eukaryota; Viridiplantae; Streptophyta; Magnoliopsida; Ericales; Theaceae
Source: RefSeq, a predicted model, not a curated record
AUGACUACCAGUGCUUCUAGCAGUAGUAGAAAUACCAAAAACCAACUACUAGCAGAGGAAGAAAAAGAAGCUAAAUCUCAAACUCAAACUCAUUCAUGGCUGCAGAGGAAAACAUCACAAGCUUCAGAACACAGAUGCACGUGCAGAUCCUUGGGCGAGAAAUGCAGCCAUCUAGUGAAGAAGCAGAGGGCGAAAUUCUACAUUCUCCGUCGUUGCAUAACAAUGCUAAUCUGCUGGGAUGAUCACAGCAGUGACACUUGAGCUCAGUUGUACUUCUUACUAAUACAAGUUUGAUCUAUAUAUGUAAUAUGUAUAUGACUAACAUGUAGUUUUACUCAUCUAUAAAGCAGUUGCAUUGUGAAAUAUUCAUUAAUUUAGCUUUUCA